Molecule: messenger RNA, 1931 nt
Organism: Bemisia tabaci
Lineage: Eukaryota; Metazoa; Arthropoda; Insecta; Hemiptera; Aleyrodidae
Source: RefSeq, a predicted model, not a curated record
UCCCUCCAAAACUCUAGUUCUCGUGCUCACAAGUGAAAGUGAAAUUGAAAAUUGCAGAUCGUGAAAUUCUCGUGCUCACAAGUGAAAGUGAAAAUUGCAGAUCGUGAAAAUCAGUCUUCAGUCAAUCAAGAUUAACGAAGAUAGAAUGGCCCCCUCACACAACUUGAACUUGUUCGACCUUUUCACUAAGAAGAAAAUGGAGAACGCCAUGAAAAGAGAUCGAAGAGUGAAAAGACUGCAGGCAGAGAUGACGCGCAGGCGAGGAGUUAAAAUUGCUGCGUAUAGCACCAGCUUGCUUCUGGAGGAGAAUCUCACCGUUGAAGAUGCGGCUGAUGUGAUUUGCAAACAUCUCGAUGAAAAUAAGCAGCAGAAAGAAGCAAUCCCUAAGGAUGAUUACGAUUCUUCUCCUCCACGAACGCUACGAAACGAGAGCAACAGCAGCAACGAACAAAGCAGAACAUUUGUGAAUAUGCUGAAAUCAGGAAGUCAAACAAACAAAAGGACCGUGGAUCCUGCUGUCGUUACUGCAGUAAUUCAGGAGAUGAUGCCGAAGUUGUUGCCUACCAUCGUAGAGGGGGUGGUGGCCUCGAUGCAAAAGGACUGAUUUCCCAGAAUUGAUUCCAGAAAAAUCAUUCCAGAAAUGAUUUAAAUUUUUGAUUACUUUAUGAUUACUUGAUGAUUUACUUUUAACACUUUUAAAACUUUUAAUGAAGACAAGAAAUGAUGGAAAAAAGAUUCCCACUAAAAUCUCCUCUCUCCUAAUGGUUUACUGGACAAGGUACGAAUUCUAGCAUUCUGCAACACGUUUCAUUACGAAAACUUCACGCAGAACGCGAUUUGCGCAACGAAAAUUACUGAAAUAAACUCCUAAUGAAGAUAUUAACGUUUUUAUUUUACAUUGGCUACGGGAAAUUUAAACUGUCUGCUCACAAAAACUCAAAGCUCUACGUGAGUCAAAUCGUGCACUUCAAUGGUAGUGGCGAGCUUCUUAAUCGAGCUGUGUUCCUUUCUCGUCCUGUCUUCUUCAAAGUGUUACCAACGUGCAUCAAAUAAACGAACGCAUUGAAAUCAAUAUUGCUUUGUUUUCAUAUCGCAGAGACCGUUAUGGUGCUGAUUAGUGCGCGAUUUGACUCUUGUAAAUCAUUGAGUUUUCAUGAGCGGGAGGUGUGAAUUUACGCAUGAAGAAACAUAAAAUAUCUUCGUUAUGAGUUGAUUUCAGUGAUUUUCAUUGUGCGCAUUGUGUUCUUCGUGAACUUUUGACCAAGAAACAUGUAUCACAAUGGUUAAAUUCAUACCUUGGGUAGUGAUCCAUUAAGGUGAGUUCCACUGGUCAUAAAAUCGUGUUUUGAUGCUUGAUUCUUGUAGAUUAGCUGAAAUAAUAAGAUCCGUCCAACCAGCAACUUUGUACGUUCAAUAUUAACCAAGAUAUUUUUAUUUGAAAAGUUGAGUUUUUGGCGUCAUCCACCGUGGUAGUGACACCCUUGGAUUUUUCAACCGUGCUUUCAUCAGUCUGUGUGAUGCACAUUUGCACUGGGUUAUCAAUAUAAAACUUCGAGGAAAACAAGGUAAAGGAAACCAAGAGUGUCAGUACCCUGUUGAAUGAUGUCAAAAAGCUGACUUUUUAAAGGGGGAUAUCUCUGCUGAUAUUGAAUGGAGGAAGUUGCUAUUUGGGCAGAUCUUAUUAUUUUUAGCUAAUCUACGUACAAGAACCAAUCAUCAAAGCAUGAUUCUGUGACAAGCCAAACUGAACUAUUGAACACAUUUUAGAACGUAGAUCGGUUUCUGUAGUUCCUCUAUCUAUGGAAACUACCCCUGUGGAUGGUUCCCAAAAAGUGGUACCAUAAGAAUUCUCAGUUACUCUUAGUGUACAGUUUAUUUAGUUCUUUUUUUCCACACUUUAGUGUUCAAUUUAGUUUACUUUUCCAAAGUGA